AUGUCCUCCCUCAUCGCCCGCUCCGCGUUCAGCGGGAAAACUGCCGGUCAACUCAACAACGUCAGCCUCGAGCUCGCCGAGCAGGUGGUCCAGAACGUUGACGGGCCCAUCUCCUCCGAACCUGCGCCGGCCAACGCCGGAUACUGCUCCGCGAAGCUCUCCCAGCCCGCUUUCGCACCCCGCGAGUCGACGACCUUGUCCCGCCCCUUCGCGAUCCUCGUCGACGACGGCUUCGACCGCGCGCAAGUCGACGGCAUCCGCGCCGCGCUCAACGCCGGGAUGGCACACCACGGGCCGUACCGCCACGACGAGGGUUGGUGGAGCACGCUGUUCGACGCGCUCGUCUUCCUGCGCGGCGCGGCGCACUAA
Epithele typhae is the source of this 369-nucleotide messenger RNA. RefSeq lists its product as uncharacterized. Bases 1 to 369 code for a protein of 122 amino acids. The record is from RefSeq and is a predicted model, not a curated record. NCBI's taxonomy places the organism in Eukaryota, Fungi, Basidiomycota, Agaricomycetes, Polyporales, Epitheliaceae. The transcript has 3 exons.